UGCGUGUGUGGUGAGUGAGAAAGAGACAGUGAAGUUGUGGUGAGAGAGGCAAUGCGGUCCCCGAUGUGCUUAGAUAUAAAAAGGCGGGCCACCACGGCGAACUUUUUAAUAAACUCCUAACCGUCGACUGGUAAGGACAUCACAGUGUGUAUCGUAACGCGUGUCUUAUUAGUGUUCAAUAAUGGCUCGUACUAAGCAAACGGCUCGCAAAUCCACCGGUGGAAAGGCGCCUCGUAAACAGCUCGCAACGAAAGCGGCACGUAAGAGCGCACCAGCCACCGGCGGAGUGAAGAAACCUCAUCGCUACAGGCCCGGAACUGUCGCUCUCCGUGAGAUUCGCCGUUACCAAAAGAGCACCGAGCUUCUUAUUCGCAAGUUGCCAUUCCAACGUUUAGUUCGUGAGAUCGCGCAAGAUUUCAAGACUGAUCUGCGUUUCCAGAGCUCUGCUGUGAUGGCUCUUCAGGAAGCAAGCGAGGCCUAUCUCGUUGGUCUUUUCGAAGACACGAACUUGUGCGCUAUUCACGCCAAACGUGUCACCAUCAUGCCUAAAGACAUUCAGCUCGCACGUAGAAUUCGCGGCGAGCGCGCCUAAGAAGAUUAUUUUAUAUUUUUUAUCUUCAUAUUUGAAAUGAAAAAAGGCCCUUUUCAGGGCCGCAUAUAUAUCUAGACAAAAAUUCAAGUUUCUACGAUAUGACUGAG
This is a messenger RNA of Papilio machaon (common yellow swallowtail), 699 nucleotides long. Its product is annotated as histone H3. NCBI's taxonomy places the organism in Eukaryota, Metazoa, Arthropoda, Insecta, Lepidoptera, Papilionidae. The record is from RefSeq and is a predicted model, not a curated record. Gene Ontology annotation, cellular component: nucleosome. The transcript has a single exon. Gene Ontology annotation, molecular function: protein heterodimerization activity; structural constituent of chromatin; DNA binding. The coding region runs from base 182 to 592 and encodes 136 amino acids.